This is a messenger RNA of Anguilla anguilla (European eel), 7028 nucleotides long. Its product is annotated as zinc finger protein 827-like. Gene Ontology annotation, cellular component: nucleus. The transcript has 14 exons. Bases 444 to 4517 code for a protein of 1357 amino acids. The record is from RefSeq and is a predicted model, not a curated record. Gene Ontology annotation, biological process: regulation of gene expression. NCBI's taxonomy places the organism in Eukaryota, Metazoa, Chordata, Actinopteri, Anguilliformes, Anguillidae.
AGUCUGUUAAGUCAAUCGGUAUAGAUCCUAAAUCCUCAGGGGCAUCUUAUCCAUCUCUAUCUGCGAGGUGCUCCGCGGUUCUACCGCUUUGAAGAGACCUGCUGAGUGUGUACAAGAGAGAGAGGGAAUGUGUGUGUGCGUGUGCGAGAGAGCGGGGGGGGAGUGUGUGUCUGCUCCGCUACUGCUGCCCUUUGAUCCCUGCAUUAGUGUUAGUUAGGGGCUCGGAGACACACACUUAGCUUCAGAGAGAGCAGCCAUAGUCAAGACACAGCAACACCACCCCCUUCUCCCGGGCUCCUAUUCCCAACAAUACACUCUAGACCGAGGACAGCCAGGUGCACGACAAGUCCCUGCCAUCCGCGCCUCGCUCACAAUUUCAAUGGACAAAAAUCAUUUUUGAUACUGAUCCCUAAACACGGAGGAGAAUGUGAAAAAGGGCGACAAUGCCCCGCAGGAAGCAGGACCAACCCAAGCGCCUGCCUUCGCAUGCUGAUGGACUUGAGGUGGGCGGGGCCAAGGGGCCGGCAGUGGAGGAGGACGGCUGGUUCGGGAACGCCUCGGACACGCCCUCCGAGUCCUCGUACGGGGACGAGGCCCCGCUGGAGCAGGACGCGUCGGGCGAGAGCUCGGCCGGGUGCCCCACGCCUGUUCCCCGGGCGUCCCUUGACCUCCUGGGGCUGGACAGGGAGGCGCUGAGGGCGGGACACGUCUCCGGCCAGGACACGCUCUCCUCCAUGGUGUCCUCGCUGUUCGGGGACGCCUCCCAGGCGCUGGGCUCCCCCAUGAGCAGCAACCUGCGUCGCCUCCUGGAGGCGGGGGAGCUGGCCGCGCAGGGGAGGGGCGGAGCCUCGCCCAACGCGCCCCUGGCCCUCUCCCCGUCCUCCAAUCACGCGCAGCAGCAGCUCAGCGCCCUGGCCCGCAAGCUGGCCGGCUCCGCCCACUCCGCCACGCCCUCCCCCGUGUCCGUCAAGCUGGAGCCUGGGGGGCGCUUCAGCCCGACGGUGGACGCCAACGGUGGCCCCGCGUGGGCGGGGUCUUUGGAGGCGUGGCCUCCCGGCGGCUGCCACGCCCCCACCAGCCUGUCGCCGGACUCCGCCAUCCUGAAGCUGAAGGCGGCGGCCAACGCCGUCCUGCAGGACAAGGGGGCGGCGAUGGCGCUGUCCUCCUCGUCCUCGUCCUCCUCCUCCUCCUGCUCCUCCUCCGUGUCCUCCAUGGCCACCGAGGAGGCGGGGCGCUUCGACGCCUUCGCCUCCCCCUUCAGGACGCAGUCGGCCAGCUCCACGCUGGCGGCCCUCUCCAAGAAGGUGAGCGAGAGGAGCCAGUCCGGGGCCCAGGCCGAGGGCGCCCAGGGGACCUUCCUCUCGCUGGUCUCCAUGACGUCCUCCGCCGCGCUCCUGAAGGAGGUGGCGGCUCGCGCGGCCGGCUGCCUCCUGUCCGAUAAGAAGGAGCCGCCGCUGGUUCUGGGACCCCGGGAGGACGUCAAACCCCCGACGGACAAGAACCAGAACCAGAACCAGAACCAGACCUUGGACCUGCUGCAGUCGGCACCCACAACCCCGAAGGGCAAGACCAAAGCCAGCAGCCAGGGAGGGUCCCCUGAUGAUGGAGGAAAGCCCUUUCAGUGCCCUGUGUGCGGCCUGGUCAUUAAGAGGAAGAGCUACUGGAAGAGACACAUGGUGAUCCACACCGGCGUCAAGAGUCACCAGUGUCCCCUGUGCCCCUUCCGCUGCGCCCGCAAAGACAAUCUCAAGUCCCACAUGAAGGUCCACCAGCACCAGGACCGCGGAGAGACAUUCCACUGCGAACAGUGCCCCUUCACCUCCUCCCGCCACUUCAGCCUCAAGCUGCACAUGCGCUGCCACCAGCAGUGCCCCGGCAAGGAGGCCAGGGUGAAGGACGAGGUCACCAGCGACACCGAGGACGAGGGCGGGGCCCUGUCGCUGGGGGCGUCGGGGGGGCGGGGCUCUCCCCUCGAGCCGGACGCCGCCCGGCUCCUGGCGUCCCCCGAGGAGGCCCCGGACCACGCCCACGUCAAGGAGGAGCCCCUGGAACAGGAGGUGUCGGCUCUCUCCCCCUUCGCCCUGCACAGGGAGCGGCCCGCCAGCGUCGCCGGCUCCCCUGUCCCCCCCGCUGCCUCCCUCUUCAGCCCCAACAUGAGCGCCAAGACUGCCACCGACCUGCUCAUUAAGCUCUCAGCAGCGAACCAGAAGGAGGCCCUGAAGGGCCCGGUCUGUGUGAAGGAGGAGCCCCAGGCGGAGGGGACGGCGCGGCCGGCCCACGGUGCACAGAGGCCCCGGGAGGCGGUGGGGGGGAAGAGCGGCCUGCUCUGCCAGGACAUCGGCAGCAAGGUGGCCUCCGAGCUGCUGAUGAAGCUGUCAGAGAACAAGAAGGAGGGGAGUUUCCAGCAGGUGACGGUGAAGGCGGAGCCCAUGGAAGUGGACCCCCCUCAGGAGCCCCCUCCGGCCCCCUCUCACGUGCUGGGGUUCGGCACUUUGCCCAGGAGUGAAAAGGCCGACCCGCUGCCGGGCUUCCCCGAUGCCCUGGGCAGCCCACAGAGGGCGCUCUUCUGCGAGGACAUCUCUGUCAAGAUGGCCUCGGAACUCCUCUUCAAACUGUCAGAAAGAGUAAGCAAAACGAAAAACCACAAAGACGGCAGUAUGUUGGUCACGAGCAGCUCUUACUCUGAUGACCGCUUUGGACAAACUCCCUCCGACUCCAUCUCCAAGGCCUGCUCGUCCAGUGGAGCAAUGCUGCAUGAUUCGGGGCACUCAGAAGCAGAUGGGGGGGGCAGGACGGCCCCCUGGCGCAGGCAGGAGCAGCUGCACCCCUGCGGCGUGUGCGGGAAGGUGUUCGGCAGUCAGCAGACCCUCACGCGUCACCUAUCUGUGCACACAGAGGAGAAGUACAGGUGUCCCCUGUGCCCGUACGCGGCCAAGUGCAGAACCAGCCUCAAACGGCACCUCGUCAUCCACUCGGCUGAGCUCGGGAACGCCAACGCUGACGAUGACAUCACGGCCGCGAACGCGGAGAAGAGCCAACACAGCAACUGCCCCUAUUACUACAGCUGCCUGAUGUGCGGCUUCCAGACGGAGCGGAACGCUCAGUUCGUCAGUCACAUGUCCCUGCACAUGGACCGCGAGCAGUGGAUGUUCUCCCUCUGCUGCACCGCCUGCGACUUCGUGUGCGGCGACGAGGUGGAGAUGAAGGCUCACGCCAACGCGGGCGGCCACGCGGGCCCGCCCCCGAGGAGCCCCCUGAGCGAGACCAAGAGCCCGUCCUCGUCCCUGUCCACCCUCAGCGACUCCGUCAACAGCUCCGAGCCCGGCGAGCCCGCGGCCCCGCCCUCCUCCGCCAGCAGCCAAUCCAGCUCCGGCAGCCUGUCGGGGUCGGGCGCCAAGGAGAGGCCGGAGAAAGGCGGCGGUGCGGAAGGUUUCGAGUGCGUCUUCUGCACCUUCGCCUGCGAGGCCAAGUCCGUGUACGAGCGCCACCUGCAGGCCCACCUGGUCUCCCGCAUGUUCGAGUGCGACGUCUGCCACAAGUUCCUCAAGACGCCCGAGCAGCUCCUGGAGCACAAGAAGUGCCACACCGCCCCCUCUGGUGGACUCAAGUGCCCCCUCUGCGCGUACUCCACCAGCCAGCCGGCCGCCCUGGACGGGCACCUGAAGACGCACUGCGAGUCGCGGUUCAGGUGCCGGAUCUGCCAGGCGGCGGAGAGCAGCCAGGCGGCCCUGGACCGCCACGUGCGCGGGCACCGGCUGGGCGGCCACUACCGGUGCGAGCAGUGCGGCUACGCCUCCAAGACGGCCAACAAGCUGAUCGAGCACGUGCGCGUGCACACGGGCGAGCGGCCCUACCGCUGCGACCGCUGCGGCUACUGCUGCCGGCGCAAGGACAACCUGAGCCUGCACAAGAGGCUGAAGCACGGCCAGCAGCCGCUGCGCUGCCCCCACUGCGCCUUCUCCUCCGCCAACCCCUGCGUCUUCAGCAGGCACGCCCGGAAGCACCGGGGCGGGGGCGGGGCCGGGGGCGGGGGAGGGGGCCGGGCGGCCUUCGGGGGGUGGGAGCUCAAGGGCGGGGGCGGGGCCGUGUUCGGGGGGCGGGACUGCGAGAGCGGGGGCGGGGCCUGCAGUCCCCUCCUCAGCAUGUCGGCCUCCCUGGCCCUGCAGUCGGUGGCGCUGUCCGUCACCAGCCGGCAGCAGGGCUCCUCCUCGCCGCUGGCCUCCUUGCUCUACCCGGCGCCCAACGGCCGCUCCCUCCCCUCCCUCUCUCCCUUCCCCUCCCUCUCCACGCAGUACGAGCGGUACAGGACCUGCGACCCCGCCCACCUCAUCCCCCUGACCACGCUCUUCGGCUCUGCCCGCUUCGGGAGGGGCGUGGCGUUCCACGCCCUGUCUCCGCCCCCUUUCCCCAGACCACGCCCUGCCGGCUCCCCGGCCACGCCCUCCCGCUCCCCCACUUCGCUCAAGCACUCGUUCCUGGCUUACCUGGGACUGACGAAAAAGGUCCAGACUGUGUGACCCGCCCAUGACGGGAGUAGUGGGGAGACGAGCUGCUCCACUGAGUCCGGAAUUUUCCAAUCAAGAUAACGUAACAAACUGGAGAGAUGCUAUGCUAGGGGGAAAAUUAUAUAUAAAUACAACUACGGCUGUAUGUGCUUAAAGAAUUUAUAUCAGUGCUGCUUUGAAUCUCUCUCUCUUUUCCGUUAAAUUACGUUGUUUUUUGGACGUUUUGUACGGUUUUGAAUGACAAGCACCCCAACGCUUUAUCGGAAAAAGAAAAAGACAAAACGAGACAAGCCCUUCGAAUGCUCCAUCGUGUGUAAAUGUGUCCGUUGCUGAGCGCUAGAAAAGCAUGCUUGCGUAUGUGCUCCCGUGGUUCAGAAGUCAUCGUUGGCUGGAGUUGAAGAACAUUCCGGCGUCCGAACCAGCCCGACUGCUGAGCUUUUUAGACUGUUUGUAGAGCUUUGAGCUCAGAACAGGCACCGAUACCUCUCUCUGUCUGCUGUCAGAGCAACUCUUUCCUCUCACUUAGUUUUACAGAAAUCCUCCUGGCAAAAACUCCGCCCUCCUCAGUGGUGGGAGGAGCUCCUGAGGCAGCCAUAUGCCAAUCAGGCAGACAGAGUCAUGAGUGGCUGUCCUGUGAAGAUGAAUUUGAAUUUGGGCACCUCCCCACUCCUGCUCCACCCUAUCACUAGUGCUCUUUGGAAGUGUCAGUUUGACAAGUCACUUGGCCCCACCAAAAAAAAAAGAAUGUGAACGAAUGUACAGUAUUGCUUUAAAUGCAAAUGUGGGCGUGUUGCCAGCGUGGAUGAGUUAAUUUCAGAAUAGAGUCCUAGAUCAACGGCCUUCCUUGGCUGCCUAAUUUUCCUUUGACUUUUCGAAAGGCCUUUUAAUCAUUCAGAAUGAACGAUACGUAACCAACAAUAUGUAAUAGUCAUUAAUACUAAUAACAGAAAAUAACGACUUUCAGUGAAGAUGCGUAGCAGAUGCUGAGAGAGAAGCCUAAGCAUUCAAUGUGUGUUAGCCCAGUUCCUCAAUACCUCUUCCCCAUUUGCAGCGGAGGUAUGGCAACCCCUUCUAUACUACUCUCUUGGAUGCAGGAUUGCACUUUAGAACAGUUUGAGAUUGAAGAAAAGCACUUAGGCCAUCUCUUCCUUUUUUUUAGUUCGUCCUCACCCUUAAAAACUCCGCUCUCUUGCAGAGAAGAAGCCUUCUAUGGGAGGCCACAUGCUGGCGUGUUUUGUUUUCCUGUUAGAAAAGAAAAAGUUGAAGGAAAUGCCUGUAUAGUGGGGAUACAGUUGUGGAGUGGUUCACUUCUCUUAAAAUCUAUGUGAAAUGAGGAAGUACCAUGUAUAGAAAGCCCACUUGUAGUUAUUGGAUCAGUAGUUUGUACAGGUAUAGCUUAUCCUGGGCACAAAUGCUCAGGCUAAAAUUUAAAAAGCCAGUUUUGCACAGUGCUUUCUUUUUUUGCACUUUUUUGUAUUUGUCCACAAGGAAGUAUACAUCUUACCCGAUACUCGGCACCACUCGUAACUGUGUGGAUUCGGAAGCAACAGUUAUCUCUCAUAGUUUGAUUAUGACGUGCCUCAGUAGAAUGGCACUUGUGUUCCCAAGCGAUCCAAAGUUGUUCAUUAUUUGUAAAGGGAUUAUUUGCGCCUGUGUCAAUUGUUUUCUUUUACUCUUUUCUUAAUGAUUUGUAAUUGUGGGUUUAGAGACCAAAUGUAAAUGUACUGGGUCAUUAUGGUUAAAUCUGAUUGGUCCCGAACUGGAUAAAGGGGUCAGCGGUGGUGUCCUGUAAAUGAACAGCCUGACUUUGCUGUGCCCCACCUUAUGGGCUGUUGUCAAUCGUUUCUUUUAUACUCUAGUGCCACCUGGUGGAAGAGAGCGGCCUAGCGCCAGUAAGAGUGGGUCAGACUCACGUUUAGUGUCUACUCGAUACCUGUUAGGUUGCCUUUGAAUAUUGUUUAAUCUUACAAUAUAACACGACAGAGGUUUUACACAGACUUCCAUGUGUGAAGGCGGGCGUUCCAGAAUUUGGUGAGCGCUUAGCUCAGCUCUUGUUUGCCUAAAUGUGACUAGCACAGCCAUCUAACGCCGUUGUGUGACUACCUUUAGCACUUCCGAACAUGCAUGCUAUUGCAAGCUACAGCUCUUAGCACUUACAUUUUCUAAGCUUACUUUGUCGUUUAUUUUUCUGUCUUCUUUUGCAGUCAUCGCUGCAUUCUCUCCAAUUUUCUUCGGAUAUCUCCAGUCGGAGGUUUUGUUGUAUUUUAUUUCUCCGUUUGAUUCAAGUUCCUUCUUUUUGGAAUAGUUUUUUUUUUUUUUUGGCACUCUGUAAAAUUGAUAUGUGCUGUAUAAAGCUUUUUUAUGACUUCAUCAUUAAGGCUGUACAGGGUUCUUUGUGGAAGUAACUGGUAAUUAGAUCAUUUGUACUUAUUUUGUUUUGUAUCGUUUGUUUGGCAUUGUUUUAUGUUAUGAUUGCCAGUUUCCAAUGUUAACAUUUGAAAGUAAAGCUUACAUCAAAUAUUA